Bacidia gigantensis is the source of this 4452-nucleotide messenger RNA. RefSeq lists its product as uncharacterized. The transcript has 6 exons. Gene Ontology annotation, cellular component: eukaryotic translation initiation factor 4F complex. NCBI's taxonomy places the organism in Eukaryota, Fungi, Ascomycota, Lecanoromycetes, Lecanorales, Ramalinaceae. The coding region runs from base 1 to 4452 and encodes 1483 amino acids. The record is from RefSeq and is a predicted model, not a curated record. Gene Ontology annotation, molecular function: mRNA binding; protein binding; translation initiation factor activity.
AUGACCAGCAUCUCUCAACCGGUCAAUCCACCUCAGGCACAAAGCGCAACUCAGGCAGCCGCAUCUUCGCACUCGCCGGUUGCUUCUACGGGUGGGAAAGCCACCCAAGCCGCGGGUUCGGCUUCCAGUAAAAGUAGCUACGCCAGCGCGACGAAGACUUCUUUCAACACUCCUUCGGGUCCAAGCAAUAACGCACAAACAGGGCCAGCAUACAAUCAUGGUAAAAGCGAUGCAAACAUUUCACUGAAUAACAGACCUCCCGUUGCUGUACCUGCUGUGGGCCCUAUGGUCAAUGGGAACACUGCUACAACUUCUGGUACAGGAGAUCACGGCCGAAAGUCGUCGGUCACCAUAAACCCUGCGGGUGCUCCUGGUUAUAUGCCAAAUGGAGCUUCAAGCACCGGAAAAUCAUCCGCUAGCAACAAUAUUCAAUUUGGGGCUAUGGACUCCAGCUCUACAGCUACAAAAAACGCAUCAUCACAGCCGAUGACAUCAGGCGACUCAUUGACAGUGCACCAUUCUUCCACCAAUCCACGGACUGCAUCACCCCAGAAGUCACCAUCUCCAAUACCUCAGCCGCCUGCUAGUGGAGGUAAGCCACCUUCUGCUCUGCAUGGCCAGAGCAGCAGCGUCAAUUUCGGCAAUUUUGGCGGUUCUGAGGGAAAUCUUCGAGCCUCUAGCAUCUCACAAGGUCCUUUGAUGUCCGGGCCUCAGACCAGUCACCUACGACGGGAGUCAUCACAAUCUCAACAUAGUGAUAUGAGCGGUCAUGGUAUGGGUCCUGUGCCUAGUCGGGGAGGCUAUCCACCUCAAGGCGGGCGUGGCAGAGGAUAUUCUACUUACGGGCAGCAAGCACCGUAUUCUCCCGCACAGAGCUACAGGUCCACACCCAACCAACCGCGUAGCGGAAGCGUCACUUCCUUUCAACAACAAAAUCGCCCUUAUCAGCCUUACCCAAACUCCCCUCACCAGGCCCCACGGCAGCCGCAUAGCCCUAUGCCCCCGAAUGCUCAACCAAUUCCUGGCCAAGGCGGCCAGAUGCCGAUGCAAGCCCCACACAUGGGCCAACCUCAGUACGGUGGCUAUCCCAGCCAGCCAUAUGGAUAUAAUCCAAACAUGGCACCCCAACAAGGCUUCCCUGUGCCUUACAUGAAUCCUGUGAAUCCGGAUUUCAUGGCUCAGUGGCAACACAUGUAUGGCCAGACACCACCCAACAUGGUGGCGCCACAGUCCCCGCGACCCCCCACGCAGUACCCUCCAGGACCACAAACACCUUUUCAAGGACAAUAUGCGCCUCAACAACCUCCCACAAUGUCUCGUACUUCCUCGACUCUCUCAGGUGCUGAUCGUCCAGCAUCAAGUAUGGGAAAGUCACAGGCUAGUAUGACCCCAGCACCUCACGCCGUCACUCCCAGCCAGCAGUCAAACUCCCCAGCUCCCAAGAAUAACAGUUUCCAAAGACCGAAAAGGAGCGCGGGCAUAAUUAUUAAGGAUCCCAAUAGUGGAGAAGUCGUUAACCUCAAGCAGAGCGCCUCGCCCGCCCCUUCGAACAAGUCCUCAACUAGCAUCUCAGCAGCACCAACUCCUCCGCCCGCCCCAUCCAUAAGCGCUUCUAACAGCGAUGCUUCUCAUAGCCGUACUGAAAGUAAAAGUGUGAGCAAAACAGAAGGGAAGGAUCUGAGGGAGCAAUUAGCCCGCCAGCACCGUGAGAAAGAAGAGACUGAGGCGAAAGUCGCACAGGCUAAAAAAGACGAGGAAGCAAGGAUGCAAAAAGAGAAAGCAGACGCGGAUGCUAAACAGAUGGCGGCUGCUAAAGCUCAGAUGGAUGCUGAAGAUGCCGAGAAACAGAACAAGAUCGAGGCCGUGAAAGCUAAGGAAGCAGCUGAGGCAGCUGAGGCAGCCGCUAAAGCAACGACCUUGCCAUCAGAUGACGCACCUGGUAUCACCGACGAGGAUAUUGCCCGAUGGGAAGCUGAGGAGCAGGAGCAGCAGAGAAAAGAGCUUGAGGCAGAAGCAGCUUACAAUAAGAAAAAGCAAGCUGAAAAGGACGAAGCUGCGAGAAAAGAAGCAGAAGCUUUCAAGAUGGCCGAUGAGGAGAUGAAGAAAGCAGAGCGAGAGGCAGAGGAGGCCGAAGAAGCCCGAAUUCGCGAAAAGGAGAAAGGAUUUGAACAAGCUGAAAAGCCAGCCAGUGAUGCGGGGACUCCAACGAGAAUACCUAGCACUCCUGAGAUUGAGACACCCGGAGACAGCGGCGCUGCUACACCCUCGUCAGAUAUCCAAGCUAUGCCUCCACCAGAUCGCGCAGCUGCGAAGCAAAAACCUACUGCUCUCAAGCUCGAGACGACUAGAUCCGUUGAGCCGCCACAGCCAAGCGCGGCUUUGAUGUCCCUUAGGUCUGCUCGUAAGCUGAUCUCACUUGAUAUUGGCUAUCCACCUGAUAUGGCCUCACCAAACCCUGCCAUUAACAAAGCAGCAAAGGACGGAAAGUUUAGAUAUGACCGAGAUUUCUUGCUCCAAUUCAAAACAGCCUUUACAGACAAACCAUCAGAGAAUUGGUCCGAAAAAAUCAAAGAAACUGUUGGAGACACUGGUGAACCGCAAUCAGCUCGCGGUACGCCACGCGGUGGCGGAGGAUCGCUCUUGGGUGGGCGUCAGCCUUCCAACAGACCACCAGUCCCCCCUAUGCAGCAACAAAUGGGUAAUUUCGGUCAAUCCCGUACUUUGCCUGCUGGUACUACGUCACAACAACGUUUCGAAGCAGCAAGUCGUGGUGGGGGAAUGCAAAGACCACCGCAGCCUAUGCAAAAUCCGUUUGCAGGUACGUUCGGAAGGGGUGCCGGAUCGUUUCCACAAGCUGCAGGCGCCAUCAGAAUGGACCGUACACCGUCAUCAACCUCGCUCGCACACCCGAACUCACCACGAACUACCAGCCAACGUGGUGGCUCGCAACGUGGAAGCAGGGCUGGACGCCGUGAAGACCCCAAAGACAACAAGAAUAUGCCUCUAACGGCAGGUGCGAACCUGAAGCCCAUCGAGGUGACAUCUGGUGGCUGGAAGCCUCGUUCUGUUGGACCGAAUGCGAUGGCCUCGGGUCCAGCUCCUGGUGGCGACAUGCUUCUAGCACCAGAUGUCGUGCAGCGAAAAGUCAAAUCGAACUUGAAUAAGAUGACGCCCAACAACUUCGAUAAGAUAUCGGACCAAAUUCUAGCCAUGGCUCACCAAUCGAAAGAUGAGGACGAUGGGAGAUCGUUGAGACAAGUCAUUCAACUUACUUUCGAAAAGGCUACAGAUGAGGAACAUUGGGCUGAGAUGUAUGCCCAAUUUUGCAAACGUAUGUUAGAUUCAAUGAGCUCUGAAAUCAAGGACAAAAGCAUCACCGAUAAGAAAGGCGAUGUUGUUGUGGGUGGAUCUUUAUUCCGCAAAUAUCUCUUGACCCGUUGCCAGACUGAAUUCGAACGUGGUUGGAAAGUGCAUCUACCCGAAAAGCCUGAAGGUGCGUCACAGGAGGCGACUAUGCUCUCGGAUGAGUACUACCAGGCUGCGGCUGCUAAAAGGCGUGGGCUUGGCCUAGUUCGGUUUAUUGGAGAACUUUACAAGCUCGGAAUGCUAACGGAGCGCAUCAUGCACGAGUGCGUAAAGAAACUUGUGGACUACGAUGGUACACCAGACGAAGCAGAAAUCGAGUCCUUGACCAGCUUGCUCAGAACGAUUGGUCAACAACUCGAUGCUUCUGAGAAGGGCCACACUAUGAUGGAUGCCUACUUCUCGCGAAUCAACAACAUGAUUACGAUCAAAGAUCUCCCUAGUCGGUUGCAGUUCAUGCUCAUGGAUGUUGUUGAUUUACGCUUGAGACAUAAUUGGCGACCCCAUGGCGCUGGCGCAGUCAAAGGUCCAACUACUAUUGAGGCAGUCCGAACGCAGGCUCAGGAGCAAGAUCGGCAAAAGGAGGCCCAACGUCUUGCUGAGUCGUCGCGAAGAGGGGGCGGUGGUGGACGUCCUCCACUUGGCCGUGGAGAUGCCCGCGCUGGAUCUCAAUUUGGUCCGCCACAGCCAGACUACCAAAGGAACACGAUUGGUGUGGAAGAUUUACGACGUCUCGGCAGCAGGGGCAUUUCACGGCAAGCCAGCACCACUCCCACCUCAUUUGGGCCAACGUCGAUGUUUGCGAGUGCAAGAGGCUCCAAUACACGACGGCCUCUGCCUACUGCAAAUGCAAAUGACUCUGGCGCUUCAAGCCGAGUCAGCACCCCACCCGCGCAGAAAGACAAGAAGGAAAAAGAAGAGAACGCGAAAUCCGGUGCCAAUACUUUCAGUCUCCUUGCCACGGAAGACGUUCCAGGCGACGCAACAUCUCCUGGACCCUCUCCGGCGCCUGCAAAGGCACAGCUAGCUACCCUUGAUACAGCAAAAGGAAAGUCAACAGAUGGCGGAUCAUCAACUCAGAAAUCAUGA